AGUGCUAAUGAAGUAACCAAACCAUUAAAGAGGGUAACUGAACUUCAGACAAGUAAUCCAUAACUGUGAUUAACCUCCAACAGUAUAGUUUUCUAUGUUUGAUUUAUUGCAUCUCUUAUUGGGUUUUUUAAAUGACACUUGAUCCUAAUAAUUUUGAAUUGGUGUUUGGUCAUUCUCCUUUCACUUUUUUGGCAGCACAGAUAAACACUAAACUUUUUGAUAAGAUUUCUGCGGAUCAUUAUCCUAUGCUCUUUUGUGCCCCUUCUUCUAAAUUUGUAUCGGGUGGUUGGGAACCUAAACGAGAGAAAAAUGAAAUGCAUGUUAUUGAUGAUGCAUGGACAGCUGAUAGAUUGCUUAAUUGGAUCAACAAGCAAACAGUAAGCUCCUUUGGCUUGGAUGAUGAGAAAUUUGAAAAUCAGCAUCUUUCAUCCAAUGUAUCAGACCCUCUACAGGUCGUUUAGGUGGCAUUAGAAAUAAAUUUGUCUGCUUCUAUUACAAAUUAAUGUUUCUUCUCUAUAAAUCAAGUUAUUGACUCUUGCAACUGGUGAAUUUUGUAAGAUUGCACGAGCUGUGUAUGAUGUUGAGGAGGCACAACCGCACAAGGUAUAACCUCUUGCUUUCUGGAAUAUAUGUAUUUGAGAUCCAGAUCAUUUCUGUUACUAAGACUGUUUGAAGGAGAAAUAGCCAACAGUUAUAUCAUGUGCUUGCUUGUAUACUUGGCUUUAUCUUCUUGUUUGAUUCAUCGACUUCUUUUUACUUUUAAUUUAUGGGAUAGA
Molecule: messenger RNA, 776 nt
Organism: Quercus robur (English oak)
Lineage: Eukaryota; Viridiplantae; Streptophyta; Magnoliopsida; Fagales; Fagaceae
Product: sulfhydryl oxidase 2-like
Exons: 2
Coding region: 132-461 (109 amino acids)
Source: RefSeq, a predicted model, not a curated record